GCCAAGAGCGUGUCAUGUUUGACAAGAUCACGUCGCGCAUCCAGAAGCUCUGCUAUGGCCUCAACGCUGACUUUGUGGAUCCCGCCCAGAUCACCAUGAAAGUGAUUCAGGGGCUGUACAGUGGUGUCACGACGGUGGAACUGGAUACGCUGGCUGCUGAAACGGCUGCAACCCUGACCACCAAACACCCUGACUACGCUAUCCUGGCAGCGAGGAUUGCAGUGUCCAAUUUGCACAAAGAAACUAAGAAAGUGUUCAGUGAUGUGAUGGAUGAUCUCUACAACUACGUAAACCCUCACAACGGGAAGCACUCACCAAUGGUCUCCAAAGAAACUCUAGAUAUAGUUUUGGCCAACAAAGAUCGCCUGAAUUCUGCCAUUAUCUAUGACAGAGACUUCUCCUACAACUAUUUUGGUUUUAAGACUCUGGAGCGCUCCUAUUUGCUGAAAAUCAACUCAAAAGUUGCUGAGCGUCCUCAGCAUAUGUUGAUGAGAGUGUCGGUGGGGAUCCACAAACAUGACAUUGAAGCUGCAAUUGAAACUUACAAUCUUCUGUCUGAAAGGUGGUUUACCCAUGCCUCCCCCACGUUAUUCAACGCAGGCACCAACCGGCCUCAGCUUUCCAGUUGUUUCCUGCUGUGCAUGAAGGAUGACAGCAUUGAGGGGAUCUAUGACACCCUCAAGCAGUGUGCACUGAUCUCAAAGUCUGCUGGUGGGAUUGGCGUUGCUGUGAGCUGUAUCCGAGCCACAGGCAGCUAUAUCGCUGGGACAAAUGGAAAUUCCAAUGGGCUUGUUCCAAUGCUGAGGGUCUACAACAACACUGCCCGCUAUGUGGAUCAAGGUGGAAACAAGAGACCCGGGGCUUUUGCCAUCUACCUGGAGCCGUGGCAUUUGGACAUCUUUGAGUUUCUUGACUUAAAGAAGAACACUGGGAAAGAAGAGCAGCGAGCCAGAGACCUUUUCUUUGCCCUCUGGAUUCCUGAUCUCUUCAUGAAGCGAGUUGAAACCAACCAGGACUGGUCCUUAAUGUGUCCUAAUGAGUGUCCUGGCCUAGAUGAGGUUUGGGGAGAGGAAUUUGAGAAACUAUAUGAAAGUUACGAGAAGCAAGGCCGUGUCCGCCGAGUGGUGAAGGCCCAGCAGCUCUGGUACGCGAUCAUUGAAUCUCAGACAGAGACUGGCACACCGUACAUGCUGUACAAAGACUCUUGCAACCGGAAGAGCAACCAGCAGAACUUGGGGACCAUCAAAUGCAGCAAUCUGUGUACAGAAAUAGUGGAAUAUACCAGCAAAGAUGAGGUUGCAGUUUGUAAUUUGGCCUCUAUAGCCCUGAACAUGUAUGUCACUUCAGAGCAUACGUAUGAUUUCAAGAAGCUAGCUGAGGUCACUAAAGUUAUUGUCCGAAACCUGAACAAAAUCAUCGAUAUCAACUACUACCCAGUGCCAGAGGCUGAACGCUCCAACAGACGCCAUCGUCCCAUUGGCAUUGGUGUGCAGGGCCUGGCAGAUGCUUUCAUCUUGAUGAGGUACCCCUUUGAAAGUCCCGAGGCCCAGCGCUUGAACCAGCAAAUUUUCGAGACCAUUUAUUAUGGUGCUUUGGAAGCCAGCUGUGAACUAGCCAAGGAGCAGGGACCGUAUGAAACGUAUGAGGGUUCUCCUGUCAGCAAAGGAAUUCUUCAGUAUGACAUGUGGAAUGUCACCCCGUCUGAUCUCUGGGACUGGAAGGCUUUAAAGGAGAAGAUUGCUAAAUACGGUGUCAGAAACAGCCUUCUCCUUUCUCCCAUGCCAACUGCUUCUACUGCUCAGAUCUUGGGCAAUAAUGAAUCCAUUGAGCCAUACACCAGCAACAUCUACACACGCAGAGUCCUCUCUGGAGAGUUUCAGGUUGUGAAUCCACACUUGUUGAAAGAUCUCACAGAGAGGGGGCUGUGGAAUGAGGAGAUGAAAAACCAAAUCAUUGCCCACAACGGCUCUAUCCAGAAUAUACCUGAGAUUCCUGACGACUUGAAGCAACUGUAUAAGACGGUGUGGGAGAUCUCCCAGAAAACUAUCCUCAAGAUGGCAGCAGAUAGAGGAGCUUUCAUUGAUCAGAGCCAGUCUCUCAACAUCCACAUCGCAGAACCCAACUACGGCAAACUCACCAGCAUGCACUUCUAUGGGUGGAAGCAGGGUCUGAAGACGGGCAUGUACUAUCUACGGACAAAACCGGCUGCUAACCCCAUCCAGUUCACCCUGAACAAAGAGAAACUCAGAGAGCGGGAAAAGGCCUCCAAGGAAGAGGAAGAGAAGGAAAGGAAUAAAGCAGCCAUGGUGUGCUCCCUGGAGAACCGGGAUGAGUGUAUGAUGUGUGGCUCCUAAUGGAUCUGCUCUGCAGUGCCAGCAAAGCCAUUCCACCUGGCUGGAGUCCUAGUAUAACUACCGUAACUAUAUACGGAGUUAUAACUAGUAUAACUUCAGGACGUAGAGGCUUGCUGGAACUGUGGCAGGAGGGGCGACCACAUUAGUAUAUUGUAGCCUCCCCAUCCGGUUGGGGGUUGGUGCACAGGUAUGGAUAGGGUGCAUAAGAAGUUUCUAUAUUGCUUUAGUAGCCGGGCUUCC
Messenger RNA from Charadrius vociferus (killdeer), 2594 nucleotides. It is a transcript of the gene RRM1, whose product is annotated as ribonucleotide reductase M1. Lineage: Eukaryota; Metazoa; Chordata; Aves; Charadriiformes; Charadriidae. The record is from RefSeq and is a predicted model, not a curated record. Gene Ontology annotation, cellular component: ribonucleoside-diphosphate reductase complex. The transcript has 18 exons. Gene Ontology annotation, biological process: deoxyribonucleotide biosynthetic process; DNA replication. The coding region runs from base 15 to 2354 and encodes 779 amino acids. Gene Ontology annotation, molecular function: ATP binding; ribonucleoside-diphosphate reductase activity, thioredoxin disulfide as acceptor.